CGCAAUAUAAGUGUCAGAGACCCAAGAGCCGUCCCCCAAUGUGAAAACUGCUCUGCGGCUCUGUGACGCCUGACCUCAUACUCUUAUGACACCAUGAAGGCCAUCAUAGAUGAGUGCGUUGUGAACGACUAUGUCUGGAACGCACUUCCAGAGUCCAUCAUCUUGCCGGGAUGGAAUCAGAUGAAAAAGUCAGAAUUCAUCGAGGCAUUCGGUACCGCUUGGUGGCCAGCGAUGAAAGGAAUGCAGGUGUGCAGUCCGAUUAUGCAUGUGAUGAGUGCACACCGAGAAACUUCUCGUUUAGAUGAUCGUCUUAAACGUGUGGGAAACGAAAAUAACGUAAUCCUCUACACAAAGCUGGGGCCUUCUGCCGUCUCAGCGGAAGGAAACCCGAUCGCUACUUCAUACGUACACAGGUUCCGCUUCAACGCCAGCGGGAAAGUCGUGGAGCAAAGGGAUUUCCUAGAUACCAAAUUCAUACAUGAUUUUUGGUGGUCAGAGCCCCAGCGAAGCAUAGUAGCCGAAGGAAGCCCUAUAACAGCCGGAGGAAAUCGUUAACCAAGACUUUAUUCUACUUUGUU
Messenger RNA from Cantharellus anzutake, 578 nucleotides. RefSeq lists its product as uncharacterized. The record is from RefSeq and is a predicted model, not a curated record. Lineage: Eukaryota; Fungi; Basidiomycota; Agaricomycetes; Cantharellales; Hydnaceae. The coding region runs from base 94 to 555 and encodes 153 amino acids. The transcript is spliced from 3 exons.